UUUCGUUAUCAUCUGUAUUAUUGUUGUGUUUUGAAGUCAACCAUUCGUUUACGUACAUAAUGAGUAUCUCACUCAGCAGUAGGCGUGCAUCGGCGCUUUGGUGAAAGGUUGAUCAGAUGCCAAGUGACCAGAGAGCACAAGGAUGACGAAGACAUGUUGAUAACAGAGAUGACAGCAGUGAUGUGAAACAGACAAUGUAUGAAAUGAGAAAAACGUCAGUGGGUUUAAUAAUAGUGUGCAAUAGAAUAAAUAGCAGUGAAUAACACAGCAUUACCCAUAAACAGAUGAAGAGAGUUGUAGGAGUUCGCUUGAUAAGAUCAGUGAAAGGGAAACCAUCAACGCGGCGAAGUGAAACAUUUCCCUCUUGAGAAACUAUACCGGAAGUCCUGACAAGACUGCGAGGCAUCACAGAGCAUAUCAAUACAAGCAGGUAGAGUUUACACAUAAAUAACACCAUUCCCAAAUGAUGAACUAAGACGACUGAUAAAGACGUGCCUGCGGUUAGCAAAAGGAGAUGCGUCAGGGAACCACGAGGCAUAAGUCAGAGAACGAGGUCCUUUCAUUCAAGUCAAGGAUGUGGUUUCGGGGGAUUAUCACGGCGCACGUUUUCCUCGCUCAUUUGACACUGCAGGGGGCUUACGCGUUUAGCAUAUCCCGUGACAGUAUUUGGAUCGAAUCCCACUCCAGCAUGAGGGGAUGGGGCGUCGAUGUUGGGCAGUGCUCCAGUGCCAAAGGUCACACCAAGCAGAGUCGUGCAGGCUGUGGUGAAAGGCCUCCCUUCUUCAAUCGGAAAUGGUAUCUCUCUUCGGGAGUUACGAAAGAGGUCCAUGCACCUCAGCCAGGGGAAGGCAUGGUCUUGCUGGUUUUCAAUCAACGAAACGCUCGCCUUCUGUUGCAUAAGGUUUUUCCUCUUGGCCACUACUGGUUCUUCUGGUCCGACUUCCAGUGGUACAUCAAGAAUAUUGCACCUGGGCGCCUUGUAGUACUGACGAUAUCUGUGUCAGGUACUCUUGGUCUUCGUCACACGACCGCAAUGUUAGCCAAACUGGGAUCAGUGCUUGCUCAACAUCUCACACUCCAAGCCCACUGGAGCUGGAUUUUUAUUAAAGGCGGCCGCACCAUCUCAGAAACAGCAGUUGUCACAAACCUAAAUAAUAUCCAACAGCAUUCAGCGUUGCCCCUUUGUUCUCUCUCAGAACUAGGACUCGGAAACAGCAGUAGCAUUGAACAGUCUCGCUGGCAAUACUGUGCUACAGAGGGAGCAAUGGGAGAAUUAUGUGACGAGCACAGUCCCUUACCUUUGCCUGUACCUUUCCCUCCUUCACUGGGGAGUGAAGCAGCUACAGCUCUUGCCAAUAUACCUGUGAUAUUAACAGCUGGCAGUAGACACCAAUACUUGAGACAUACCCUAACAGUACUACUUUCAACCCCUGGUAUACAGUUAGUUGAUUUAUUUGUUAUUCUUGGGGAUGCACCACCGCCUACGAUAAAACUUUUAUAUCUCCUGAAUGUCAGCUACACUAUUUUACCCGUCAGCGGCAAUUACAAUAAUAAGCUAUUCACAUACUACAGAAAUGUCUAUGAAUAUGUAGCUGAAAAUUUUGCAAAAGCCCCAGCAGUCAUAUUCCUGGAUGAAGAUGUAGAAGUAUCCCCAGAUUUCUUUUCGUAUAUGAGUCAGACAUUGUGGCUACUGAAGGCAGAUCCAUCUAUUUACUGCAUCAAUGCCUUUUCAGCUACAGGGUUUAGGGAAUUGUCUUACCAUCCCUCUAGGCUCUUCCGAGGUUCUGUGCAAGUUGAAUGGGGUUAUGCUAUUUCUUUGAACUUUAUAAAAGAGGCACUUAGCAUAUGGCCGAAAGAGUCACAUGGUAUCAAGGUAAUCCUUUACGACUACUUCUUGUAUACCUUUGUAAGUAAAGAAAGGGAGUGUGUCUUUCCUGAAGUUGGUCGUAGUUUUCAUUAUGGGGCAGGUACUAAUACCAUGGCCAAUUUAAUAACAAUGGAAAGAGCUUUUCUCAAUAAGACACUGUUACAAGAUUUUGGAGUAAAACUCUCUAAUGUUGACAGACUUUCGCUGGCUCACUGGAAAGAGGAACUCCAACACAACAUUUCUCAAGCAACUGUACUUGUCGGCAACCCUUGUAAAGACAAUCUAGUAACAGAGUCUCUGAAUUCAACCCAGGGCCACAGUUUGUUAGUGUUCUAUCACCACCUUGAUACGACUGAGGAAAAUGGGAUAGAGGUCCCGGAUGUUACCCAGUAUUAUCAUCUUUACAGCUGCUUUGGAGCGUGGAGCCUUUCAGAACAAGGACAGCACAAAGGAGUAGGGAUCUUAUCCUUGGCCACUAAUGUUACCCUGUACAUAGUGGGUGUCCCAUACUCUCCAUACUCCAAUCUUAAACCUAACUGGGUACCGCUCUGGGAUGUUAAUUCGAUCCCAGAGGAGGAGUUCAUCAUUGUAGAUGAUAAUAUGUUACAUCGUGGAGAAUUUACUGUGCACGUCCCAAAUCUAAACAUGACCACAACUAGGCUAAUAAGCAAGUUGUCAGGCCUUUGA
Messenger RNA from Macrobrachium nipponense, 2554 nucleotides. RefSeq names its product protein O-linked-mannose beta-1,2-N-acetylglucosaminyltransferase 1-like. Gene Ontology annotation, biological process: protein O-linked glycosylation via N-acetylgalactosamine. The transcript has 4 exons. Gene Ontology annotation, molecular function: beta-1,3-galactosyl-O-glycosyl-glycoprotein beta-1,3-N-acetylglucosaminyltransferase activity. NCBI's taxonomy places the organism in Eukaryota, Metazoa, Arthropoda, Malacostraca, Decapoda, Palaemonidae. Gene Ontology annotation, cellular component: Golgi membrane. Bases 515 to 2554 code for a protein of 679 amino acids. The record is from RefSeq and is a predicted model, not a curated record.